UCUAAAAGUAUACAGAGCACUAAGUAGAAAGAGUUUUGGGGGAGGGAAACAGUUGGAUAAAGGCAGAAGAAGGGAACAGAUCAGCAGCAUCGGACCCCUCAGGAAGGACAGUGGCGGGGGUAGCCGCAGAAACAAGCGGGUGCAGGAAGGGGAGGGACUUGCUUGGGGGUGAGGCCCCAGCUUUGGCUCCGGGGCUUAAUCGGAAAAGCUGCUUCACCGUUGCAUGUACAGCCCCUUUCCUCCUUUCUCUCCCUCUCUUCUUCCCCUCCAGUCACUGCUGCACCCACUUGGAGAUCCACAGCUGUCACCAUGUCUCAGCCCGGCAAAGGCAAGAGGCCCGCAGCCUCCCCCCGUCCCAAGCGGGCUGCUGCCGCUGGCGCAGCCGAAGCGCAUGUUUAUGAAAAAAGCAGUCGAAUACCUUCCAAGGCAGAGGAAAAGAAAAAAGCUGAAACAUCUGAGGAAAAAGCAGCAAGUCACAGUAGCAAAUACCCCUCUAGGAUAUCUACAAGUGGAAUGAAUUCUAGUAAGACAUCGACUUCCUCUCCUGCUUCAGUCAGUACUCUCAGUAUGAAUCCCACAGAAACCAAGUAUCAGGCUACUCCAAUCAAUAAAGAGACCAAAGGACUGCAUUAUCAUAACAAGAAAAAGAAAACUCCCCAGGCUAAAAAAUCAGGAACUGAAGAAAAACCACAGGCAACCAAGGCUACUGAUCCUCCUGGGAAAGAUGCUCAUGGGAAAAAUUCAGAAGAAGACAAGAAGCAAAAAGGUCCCGCUAAGCAGGUGAUGGCCACAGAAAGUAAGGAUUCUCUUGCUGGAAAAGAGACCCUCAAGCCUGUUGAGCAACCAACACCAGGGAAACCCACAGAAGGCUCCCAGAACAAAGAAAAAAAAUCCCAGCCUUUAUCUGGCCCAGUAAAAGCUGAAUCCACUAAACCUUCUAAAGAGAGUUCCUUCAGCGAUGCUUUAGAUGAUUUAGUAGACACAUUGGGAGGACCUGAAGAAAAUAAACCAGAGAGUCCAAAAUAUUCAGGACCUCAAGUUUCGGAUCCAUUUUCUUCCACUUAUAUAGAAGAGUUGGGCAAAAGAGAAAGCACAAUUCCACCAGAAUACAGACACCUACUGGAUAGACAUGAAGGGGCAGCAAUAGGUCCACCAGAUUCUGAGAAGCAAAUGGGAGCUGAUGAAGCUAUCGAUUCUUUGUCAUCAGGCUUCACUUGUAGUCCUGCAGCUACAGGAAAGACAACAGAUAAAGAGAAAGCUUCAGGAGGAGAGGUUUUAAAAGCGUCAUCAACAAAACCAGUCAAAAGUGCUGCUCCUCCAGACGAGAAGAAACGAAGAGUAGAAGUAAUGCAUCAUUAUCCUCAAUCCUCCAACAGAGGUUUAGAAGAUCUAGGUAAACUACUUGCUGACCCAGUACCAGAGUCUUUGCCAACUACUCCUUCCCAUAUAGAAGUUAUUAAGACACCAUCUUCCAGUGAUCCUAUAGACUCUCUUAGUGAAACCCUUGGCCACCCAGAAGAGGAACCUUUGCAGACUAUACCUCCCUCUGAAGAAGUUGAUGAGGCAAAAGCCAGGGAGGAAAGACUAAAGAAAUGUGGUGAAGAUGAGGAUACACUCCCAGCAGACUACCAAUUAAAGCCAGCAACGGAUAAAGAUGGGAAACCUCUAUUACCAAAGCCUGAAGACAAAUCCAAGCCUAUAAGUGAAUCCAAACUUAUUGAUGAAUUAUCCAAAGAUUUUGAAAGUUCUGAACCACAACAAAAAAAACUGGAAUCAGCUAAAAAAACAAAAGAUUCUGAGACUCCAGCCCAUGCUCCUGUUAAAGAAGUUGUUUCAAAAACUUCCAUGUGUAGUGUGCAGAAUGCCCCUCCAGAGCCAUCCCUCAGGAGAGGUAUAGAAGCUCUAGGUCAAAUAUUUGCUCACCCAGGACUGGAACCUUUGCCAACUACUCAUUCCCAUAUAGAAGUUAUUGAGAAGGAACAAGUGUCAGAUGAUGCUGUGGAAGCCUUAGUGGGAAGUCUAGAAAAGAAGGAAAUUGAUCCAGAAGAAACAAAACCUUCAGUGGAUAAAAUAAAGGAGAAAUCCAAAGAAGAAAAGCGAGAAAAAGUAGGUGAAAAAGAGGAAACAGUCCCUCCUGAAUACAGAUUAAAAGCAGCAAAGGGUAAAGAUGGAAAACUUCUUGAGAAAAAACAAAGUGAAAAAACUUCACUUAUGAGUGAUGAUGAUAUCCUAGAUGCUUUGUCUGAGGGGUUUUCAUGUUCCAAGGCACCUGUAACCUGUGCAGAGAUAUCUGCAGCACAACAAAAAGAUGAGGGGCUUGAUGAUGCAUUUGAUGAGCUCUCUAAAACCCUUGGGGAAAGAAAACCAGACCCUGAUGACAACAAACCAAUGGAGGAUAAAGUAAAGGAAAAAGCUAAAGCUGAACAUCGAGAUAAGCUAGGAGAAAGAGAUGACACCAUCCCUCCUGAAUACAGGCAUCUUCUUGAUAAUGACAAGGAUGGUAAACCAGUAAAGCCACCCCCCAAGGAUCCCAAGAAUUCUAAAGAUAGUGGAGACCCCAUUGAUGAACUCUCAGAAGGGUUUGACAACUGUUCCCAGAUUCCAUCUUCAGAAGGUACAAAGAAAUCGGCAAAGAAAAAAGAUGAAAAGGAAGCUUCCAGCACUAAACCUGCUAAGAAUGGUGGAAAAUCAAAGUCUAAAGAGAAAUCUUCCAGAUCAAAAACUGAUGGAGAAAAGACAAGUUAAAAGUUCAGGCUCAUGGGCUGUCUGCACAUGCUAGAAAAUCUUCAUUCGACUGGUGUAUGGUGACUUUAAGCAAACCAAAGGCUCUUGCAGCAGCAAAAAGCAGUUUCAGGGUGGCUUUUGUACAGUGGUUUUUGAGGAAUCUUUUGGCAUACUGAAAAAUUAGUUUCAUGUUCUUUUCCAGGAAAUGACUAGGAUUUGUCUUUGUUGCCUGUAUUAUUUUCAUAAGCAUUGAUAAACUUUUUUUUAAUUUUCUUCAUUUGGGAGGGAAAGGAUGCUUUAUAUUUGUAAGAAAUAUAUUUCAUAAAAAGUUACUUAUGGCAACUAAAAAAAGUCUGCAACCUUUUGCACAUGUUCUCCACACAGUGCCUGUCAAUCUUAGGAGGUUUCUUCCAGUUUCCAAUAAUUUUUAGAACAUGUUACAGUGUUCUGGAAUGUUAUGAUUGCUAGUUAUCCUUUGCCCCUUGACUCUUGGGAAGUAUCGGACAUUUCCUUGGGUGAAUGACUAAUAAGAAUUUACAAGUCAAAUAUAAAAUAUUGUAUAAGGACCACCACGGCUGCUGAUAAUAAAAGAACAAUAAAAACCCUGGAUAGUACCUUUUCUACAGAUCAAUGAGCAAAGUGUAUCAUGUGACUUAUUUUUCCUGGACUCUUCUCUCCUUUUCUCAGAAGAAUCAGGCUUAGCUUGCAUGCCAACAUCAAAUAUACUGAAGCCUGGAUGGAAAAAUCAUUACCAGAACAAAAGAUGGGAAGUUCCUGUCCCUCUGUGGCAAGAAUAGCCUCACAGCUCAUACCAAGCAUGAAUAGAAAUAAGUUUUUGGAAUGCACUUGUGCCUUCAACAAUUCAUUUUUGUUUUCAUCUUCAGUUCUGCUUGUCAUUGAAAAUUAAUGCAGGUAUCUCUGUUCUUUAUGUAAAACUUGAAUAUAGUUUUUAAAAGCAAUAUUAAAGCCUUAGUCUUUACACUGUACAGAUUUUGUGGAAAGCAAGUUUGCCAAAUAAGAAAAAAAUAAUUUUGCUGAUUAAAAAAAAAACACAGAAACUUGGUGUUUCAUCUCCCUAAAACAAUUUUAAUCAAGCUCUGGUGUUUCAGAACAGUUUUUCUUAAGUAAGAGACUCCAAGGAACCAUGAAGCACCCUGAGGUGGAGGGUUGGUUUGGUUUUGGUUUGCUGAACCUUUUGUUAAUAUUGAGCAUUAAAAAAUUAUUUUAAAAGAAGUUACUACCAGGGCUCUUCCAAAGCUUUGUUUAGGAUUGUACCAUUGCAAGAAGUCUAAGAACCACUGUUCUGGAGAUAUGAAUGGCUAAUAAAAUAUUUUGAAGAGAAA
Messenger RNA from Monodelphis domestica (gray short-tailed opossum), 4067 nucleotides. The record is from RefSeq and is a predicted model, not a curated record. Lineage: Eukaryota; Metazoa; Chordata; Mammalia; Didelphimorphia; Didelphidae.